Molecule: messenger RNA, 575 nt
Organism: Nezara viridula (southern green stink bug)
Lineage: Eukaryota; Metazoa; Arthropoda; Insecta; Hemiptera; Pentatomidae
Source: the annotation of a GenBank genome assembly
GUAACGGCUUGUUUAAUGGAUCGAUUGGUAUCUUAUACGUGGCAGUAGACUAUAGUUUUCCAUCUGGCAUAUUUAUCAACUAUGAUGCUUUACGCUGGCAUAUUUAUUUUGUUGUUUCAAGUUGUAAUUUCAGAAAGAAGUAACAGGAAAUCUGCCAUUUUUAAAGAAAACGAAUUAGACAUUAUUUCAAAAAACGGUGAUGAAAAAUCAUUAAGAAUAAGAAAAAAACGAGAUUCCUCUGAUGAUUUAUUGUCUGAGAAGGCAAAAAAUGAUAAGCGUAUUAUUGAUGAUUUUAUCAACGAUUUACCCGACACAACUGAGGAGUCUGAUUUAGACGACGGAGAUGGGAAGUUAUCUGAUCUCGGGAUAUUUGAUGUUGUCACUGACACAGUCCUUUCUUCUUUGAAUUUCAUACGGUCAAAAAUAAAGAAUGGCUUUCGUUGGGCUUGGGGAGGUUAUAGCUAUAUUUGAAGACUCCAGCUAGCUGUUAUCAACAAUAAAAAAUUAUCACUGUAAGAGAAAUCAAUUAUUAAGUCCAUAGAUGUUUCAAAUAAAAUAAAUAAAUAAAUUUAUAA